AAGCCGGAGGUGUCCCACUGCAGGGUGGUCUUGGGAGAGGAGGCGCCAGGAUGUCGCUUGAGCAAUGCGGUCCGUCUCAUGGGUCACCGUGACCUCAUAUUUUGUUUGCCAGCGCUUAAGGAGCGUCCGCCGCCGACCGAGCUCCACACACUGGUUUUUGUCACCCGUCCAUGGACAGUGUCUGCAGCUGAUGCAUCUUCGGAGUUGACAUUCCACCAGGAUCCAUUUGAGACUCCCCUCGCUGAUAAUCUUAGAUUCUCAACAGGAUUUAAGAUGUCUUCGUUGGUCAAACUUCAUAGAAGACGAAAAAGAAAACCUUCAGUAGCUAUAAGCAGUAACCCACAUAAACCUUUUACACCGACUUCUUAUUCUCCCCAAGAGGGCCAUUUAAAGGAGAGCGAAGAUAGGCUAAGCAGCCCUGAGGAAUUGCAGCAGAAGGCGGCUGAUUAUUCAAAAGAGACUGAGGAUGCCCCCGCCCAAUGCCAGGACUGUCACUUCGAUGAUGCCAGGGACGCUCGGGAAGAGAGGCUUUUCCAGUACUUUUAUCAAGUGAUUCAGAAAGAGCGUGAUCAAGAGAGGCCUUCAGAUUGCAUUAUCGUUUUUAUCAACAAAGAACAGAGGGAAUAUGCAACAGACAUAGGUCAUCAGUUACAGGAUCAUGGCCUGGUGGUGGAAAUGAUAUUCCUUGCCUCUGAAUCAGACGUCACUCGAGCACUCCAGGAAGUUAAGGAUGAUGGGUCCCCGUUUUGUAUUCUUGUUGAACAGUCUAACGUAGAACUUUGCUCUUGUACCGUAAUUUUGCUUCAUAAGUCUACCAAAGUCCUUCGUCAUAUUCCCCUGGAGAAUGCCCUGGCGCUGGUGGCGCAAGAACAUAGGAGAUUAUUUGCUAAACGGGAGCAGCGGGAACGUCCUGGCAUUUCUCUGCGGGCUGGAGAUCUGGUGGAUGACUUCCUGGCCCGAGACAGCCUCACCAGCUACUCCGUCCCUUCGUGCAUCCGGCAUCUUCUCUUCCUGUUGGAUGAGGGCAAGCAUCUGUACAAGAAUGAGCUGGACCUGCUCAUCGACUACCUCCACACCAGGAAAGGACAACUGGAAGGUGGUGAGACACCAAAUCCUUCGGCCAGCAGUGAUCCUCCCUCAUUUCAAGGCAGUAACACCCCCAUCGUGGGCACUCGACCUCCGCUCCUUCCAACCCCGGGAAAGAACUGCUUCCUAGGCCCUCCUCCCGCAGUUUCAGCUAAGACCCCCUUGCUAGGGGACAGGCCAGUCGGGCUCCUUCCACGUCCAGGUGGUCUUCUUCCACUGCCAGGACUGGUCUACCCCAAUGGUCUGUUUCCCCCUCCUCUUCCCCCGGCAGCCCCCUCCGCCCCCUCCAAGAGGCCUGCUCCUUUGCGAAGACCUCCUUCCAAGCCUGCCAAGCGUUCAUUACUUGGAGAGAAACCAGGCCUUCUACCACCACCGCCAGGUAACUCCUUAGAGUGAAUGAACCCGAAGGUCUUCUCCGGCAUCGUGUGAAGUCUUGCAUCUGGCCAUGAGCUCUGGCUUGCUCUGUUGACCUUCAGUGUUCUGUCCUGCAAAAUGCGUGACGUGCAGCCAGGGGGCAGCCCUACUCAGGGGCCACAUCCCAGGCUGCCAAGUCCUCGUUGUCGGAGGUGGGGGUGGUGGGGAGGUGGGAGAGGGUGGGAGCGGGGUCUUGAGGAGCCCCUGCCUCCAUCCUGCGGGCUGACCUCAGGGGCUGGUAUGGGCUAAACAUCAGGAGUUCUUCUGUCUUAGAACCCCCGCACCCCCCCCCCCCCGCCGCCCCCGAGGGCGCUGGAUCCCUCCUUGCACAGAAAUACACGUAAACUUUCUAGAGACCUUCAGAGUUGUUGGAUGAAUCACUGGCAUCUGCAGGGAAAAGACUUUUUCUUUUCUUAUCGUGAUCUAAAUUAUUUAGUAGAACAAGAUUAGAACCGUAACUUGUGUGCAGGUUUAGAUGACAGUUUGUAUAUUUUUCAAAAGCAUAGAUUUUUCUGAUCUUGGCUUAUGUCCUCUUUGAAAAAUUAGUGGUUUUAAAAAGAUAAUAGAUACAUCGGUAUAAAAUUUGAAGGAAACGUUAAACAAUAAAAGUAGUUCUCCCUCUUG
Molecule: messenger RNA, 2124 nt
Organism: Phacochoerus africanus (Common warthog)
Lineage: Eukaryota; Metazoa; Chordata; Mammalia; Artiodactyla; Suidae
Exons: 12
Coding region: 79-1482 (467 amino acids)
Source: RefSeq, a predicted model, not a curated record